AUUGUGGCAGCUUGUGUUGUCAGUUUCAAUCAAGACUCCUACACUGCGGAUGAAGGAGGGACAUUCCAAGUGAUGGUGACAAUAGAUCCAAUGUGCUCCAUAGAGAAUGAUGUCAUAGUCAGUAUCUCGUCCAUCAAUGGCACAGCAGUGGGUGGAAGUGAUUUCGUACCAGUGGCCCAGAUGCUAAUGUUUACCGAUGCCACUCCUACUCUCAGCUUCUCUGAGCUCAUGUACAGUGUGGUGGAAGGAAAUCAACUCACCUUUGAGGUCGUAUUUGAGUCUCCACUGACUCUAGCCAGAGACGUGGAGGUGAAUGUCACGCUAAUAGAUGGAACUGCCAUUGCCCCUGAUGACUAUAAUAUGCUGGGACCAAUGGUCCUGACACUGACUGGCAGUGGUGGUACUGCCAUGGUUAAUAUUGUAGAUGAUGCAUUGGCUGAGGUUGACGAAAUGUUUGAAAUGAUGCUGAGUUCAAAUGAUCCCUCCGUGUCAAUUGUCGAGGACACAGCUACUGUCACCAUUAAUGACUCUGUCCUGGUGUUUCAGUUCAACCAGUCUGCCUACACUGUGGAUGAAGGAGACUCAGUACCAGUAUGGACUACUCCAUUAGUCCAGAGGGGAACAUUACACUCAACAGUACCUCAAAUACUAGGUGUAGUGGUCAUUACUGUACCGGGUGAUAAGCUGAAGGAAGACCCAGAGGAUUUCAUUCUAUCUCUGGAAUCUAAAUUCAGACUGAGCGUCUCUCAAGCCGCUCUCACUAUCAGUGACACUACUGUCACUCUGGAUGUGGUGGGGGAUAGUGAAGUGACGGAGGGAGAGAACAUAACUCUGAAUAUUACAGCUGUCGGUCCGUUUGUUGAGAAUUUCAUGGUGAAUAUACAGGCUGAUCCAGCGAACAAGGUCAUGAUUAGUCCAACGUAUGUCGACUUCACUUCUUCCACUACUCAAUCUCAGGGAGUGGAGGUGAAUAAUUCAGUGACGCUCACAUGUUGGUUCAUAGCUGGGAACCCAGUGGAGAUAGUGUGGAUGAAGGAUGGGGUCCCACUCAGUGAAGAGCUGGCCAGCACCUCAGACCAGAACCCAAUGUCAUCCAUUGGAGCAGUUGGUGUCAUAAGCUGCUCCAUUAUCAGCUGUGGCCAGGUCUCAAUACUAUUUGACAUCGACAAUGACAAUGCCACCCGAAUCUCUCUCAACACCACCACUGCUGAUGUGGAUGAGACUCUGGGCACUGUUGAGACUACCAGUGAGGCAACUAUAACGACGCUGGGUCGUGUCCACGAGGGAAUGUCACAGUCUUGCAACGUGACCUACGGCAGAGUGGUACUCCGCGAGGAGAUCUUCAACUACACUCUGGAGAAUGUUGCCAUCAAUGUCGACGUGCGGGCAGAGAAUCUAACUCUACCCAACAGAACUGGCGGCGAUUCAUUCGUGGUGGGGGAUGACGUCGUACUGAACUGCAGUGCAACCAACCCUCACGGUGUAGAUCGAGACCUCACCAUACGAUGGUUCAGACUUGCCAGACUUUCCACACAGGAGGGGGAUUAUAUUAUGCCUAAUAAUCCCCCCGCGAACACGAUGGUCGAGACUGGAGAUGGCUACGUGGCACUCAUACUUCCUGACAUAAAGGACAAUUCAGAUGAAGAAACUGUAUACAUCUGUAAGGCCUACAACAGACUGCCCAAUGACCAAGUCGAUGAAGCUGUCAAUGUGACUGUCAUCUACUGCCGCCUAUCUCUCUCUCCGUUAAUUGAAUCCCUCUCCGCAGGUUGUGAAGUGAAUUUCGAUCAAACCUCCUACACUGUGGAUGAAGGAGGGACAUUCGAAGUGAUGGUGACAAUAGUUCCAAUGGGCUCCAUAGAGAAUGAUGUCAUAGUCAAUAUCUCGUCCGCCGAUGGCACAGCAGUGGGUGGAAAUGAUUUCGUACCAGUGGCCCAGAUGCUAACGUUUAACAAUUCCAUUCGUCAGAUUCCAGUUUCAGUUGAAAUCCUCAAUGACACGGUGGUGGAAGAUCAGGAGGUUCUCACGCUCACUCUUGUUAACAAUGACGACAAUGUUACGCUGCCAGACAGGCUAGUCGAGGUCUCCAUCACUGACAGAAGCUCUGUUACUGUUGAAUUUGACAAAACGGGAUAUGUGGUGGCAGAAGGAGAAUCUAAGAAUGUUGUAUUGAGAGUGAAUGGAGGUACUCUGGAGAGAGAUGUCGAUGUUCAAUUGACUGUUGGUGGUGGGGCAACUGAAGGGGCUGACUAUACUGCACUGCCUGCUAGUGUGGUGUUGACUGCUGGUACUACAAGCAGUACUGUGACGUUCACAGCCGCUAAUGACACUCUGGUUGAGGGGGAAGAAAUUGUUCAGUUGACACUUGGGUCGUCAGACACCACUGUGACGGUUGGACCCAACUCAAGUGUGGCUAUCAGAGACACCACUAUUACUCUCAGCUUCUCUGAGCUCAUGUACAGUGUGGUGGAAGGAAAUAAUCUCACCUUUGAGGUCGUAGUUGAGCCUCCACUGACUGUAGCCAGAGAGGUGGAGGUGACUGUCAUGCUAAUAGAUGGAACUGCCAUUGCCCCUGAUGACUAUAUGCCGGGACCAAUAGUCCUGACACUGACUGGCAGUGGUGGUACUGCCAUGGUUAAUAUUGUGAAUGAUACAUUGCUUGAGGUUGACGAAAUGUUUGAAAUGAUGCUGAGUUCAAAUGAUCCCUCCGUGUUAAUUGUCGAGGACACAGCAACUGUCACCAUUAAUGACUCUGUCCUGGUGUUUCAGUUUAACCACUCUGCCUACACUGUGGAUGAAGGAGACUCAGUACCAGUAAUGGUGACGUGGGUCAAUCCACAGAUGGGAGAGGUGGAAGUGAGAGUUACUGUGACCCCCAGUGGCACCCUAGAUUACUACUCCAUUAGUCCAGAGGGGAACAUUACACUCAACAGUACCUCAAAUACUAGUGUAGUGGUCAUUACUGUACCGGGUGAUAAGCUGAAGGAAGACCCAGAGGAUUUCAUUCUAUCUCUGGAAUCUAAAUUCAGACUGAGCGUCUCUCAAGCCGCUCUCACUAUCAGUGACACUACUGUCACUCUGGAUGUGGUGGGGGAUAGUGAAGUGACGGAGGGAGAGAACAUAACUCUGAAUAUUACAGCUGUCGGUCCGUUUGUUGAGAAUUUCAUGGUGAAUAUACAGGCUGAUCCAGCGGACAAGGUCAUGAUUAGUCCGACGUUUGUCAACUUCACUUCUACCACUACUCAAGUCAGUGUCACUAUUGGAGGGGUACUGGAUGAAGUGCCUGAGGGAAAUGAGACGGUUACUAUUAUUUUCACCACCACGUCUGCUAAUGUUCAAGAUUUUGACUAUAAUGUUACAGUUGUAGAUGCGACUGUAAACCAUACUGAUGGUCCUCAGUCUCAGGGAGUGGAGGUGAAUAAUUCAGUGACGCUCACAUGUUGGUUCAUAGCUGGGAACCCAGUGGAGAUAGUGUGGAUGAAGGAUGGGGUCCCACUCAGUGAAGGUGGACCUAAUGUCGAUGAGGGGGAGUUUGUCUACAGGAGCACUCUCAGCAUUGCUCAUGUGGAGUUUUCCAACUGCGGCAACUAUACCUGCUCCAUGAGAAAUGUGACUUCCCCACCUGCAGAGCUCGGAGUCUACCAGCUGGCCAGCACCUCAGACCAGAACCCAAUGUCAUCCAUUGGAGCAGUUGGUGUCAUAAGCUGCUCCAUUAUCAGCUGUGGCCAGGUCUCAAUACUAUUUGACAUCGACAAUGACAAUGCCACCCGAAUCUCUCUCAACACCACCACUGCUGAUGUGGAUGAGACUCUGGGCACUGUUGAGACUACCAGUGAGGCAACUAUAACGACGCUGGGUCGUGUCCACGAGGGAAUGUCACAGUCUUGCAACGUGACCUACGGCAGAGUGGUACUCCGCGAGGAGAUCUUCAACUACACUCUGGAGAAUGUUGCCAUCAAUGUCGACGUGCGGGCAGAGAAUCUAACUCUACCCAACAGAACUGGCGGCGAUUCAUUCGUGGUGGGGGAUGACGUCGUACUGAACUGCAGUGCAACCAACCCUCACGGUGUAGAUCGAGACCUCACCAUACGAUGGUUCAGACUUGCCAGACUUUCCACACAGGAGGGGGAUUAUAUUAUGCCUAAUAAUCCCCCCGCGAACACGAUGGUCGAGACUGGAGAUGGCUACGUGGCACUCAUACUUCCUGACAUAAAGGACAAUUCAGAUGAAGAAACUGUAUACAUCUGUAAGGCCUACAACAGACUGCCCAAUGACCAAGUCGAUGAAGCUGUCAAUGUGACUGUCAUCUCUGGUCCAGUGGUGCGAUUCCCAGAUGAUGUUGUGACAAUCAAUGUCGGAGACACAGAAAUGUUGGAAUGCAAUACUGCUGGCUCUAACCCUAUGGCUACUAACAUCACUAUCACUGUCAGAAGGCCAGGGGAAGCCAAUGUAACAGUCGGUACUAUGGCUGGUGCAACAACGAGACUGGGGUUUGAUAUUACUGGAAACCUCAGCCUGAACGGGUCGGUGUAUAAUUGCGCAGCUGUUAAUGAGGUCGGACCGACGUCAAUGUCAUUUACAUUGGUAGUGAGAGAUGUACCAGGCGAGGUAGACAGCAGAAAUAUAUCUUCUGUUCCUCUCACUCUCCUCGUGUUGAAUGUGACGUCGCUCGCCCCUAUCUCAAACAAUGCCGAGAUCACUAACUACACUGUCACAGUCUGCAUUACUGCGACAGACGACUGUCUUAGUUACCUCACACUACAGCCCCAUGCAGCAGUGCUCACAGUUCCCACUGUCACCUAUAACGUUUCUGUCAGAGCUACCAAUGUUGUGGGAUCCAGCAAUUCAGAUACAACUACUAUUGUGGGGACCAAUCAAGGAGCCGCGCCAAUUGUUACGGGAUUUGCCCUCUCCCCGGCAUUUCUCAUCUUGGAGUGGACCCUCUCUCCUCUCGUCUUUAACGUGACUGACCCCCCAAAUAAUGACCUCCCUGCUGAGAGCGUCUUCUUUGUGGAAGAAUUUGUCAUUCGUUUCGAGGGUGAUGUCAUAGCGAGAAUUGCAGAGACGAGCUAUCUCGUUCGUAUCCCUGAUGGCCAGAUCGAUCCUGCCGAUGGAAGUGACGACACGAUGUUACCGUUUGAGGUGGAAGUCAUCUAUUCAGAUAUAAAUAUUAACACAACUCUCAAUACGACAUCAUUCAUCAGUGUGGCAGUCCCUAAUGUGGAAGAGGUUGCUGAUAUAAACAGAACACCACUCCAGACACCUGUUACUACCAGUGGAGGAUUCAGUUUCCAAUGGGCACCUCCAGCCCAAGUUGAUGAUAACCAAGAGUUCAUCGAGGUAUAUAACGUCGUGAUAGACCAGCUCCCUCAACAAGGCGGAAGAGGAAAAAGACAGGUGGCUACAAACGUAGUGAAUGUAAACCAACCUAGGACGGAUACGGAUUUCCAGUUCACGGGUGGACAGCCGUUCACUGACUACAACGUGAGUGUGGAUGCUGUGCUGAACGUUAAUGGAGACACUACGAGAGUCACUGCACUGUCCCCCAACACCAUCAAGACUGAAGAAGGAAAGGCGAGUGCUCCACAGAAUCCUGGUGUCACUGAAAUUGAGGUAACUACUGUUAGGGUGGUGUGGGGAGCUCCAGUCAACCCUAAUGGCAUCAUCUCAAAAUAUCGGGUAAGAGUUCAGUUGACGGACGGUAGCGAGGCAAUGACACAAGACACGACAGUUGGGUCCUCAAGCCACUAUGAGGUGUAUGCAGUCAUCACUGGCCAGCUUCCUGACACGUCAGUCAUACUCUCGGAGCAAACCGACACCUCAUACGUUACCUUUGCUGGACGGGCCAGCUCGGGUCUGUCGCAGCAGAUCACGGUAGGCACCGGCGUCCCUGGAGACGUGACUCUAGCUAACGGCCAGCAAGUGAACUAUGACAACCGACGUGUCAGUCUUGGAGCCAACUAUUACUUCUUCGUUCGACUCUACAGCAGUCAAGUAGGUGCCAGUACAUGUGAUACAACAAGAUUUAGUGAUAGCGAACCUGUCCCACCUCCAGUUGGUGAGCAGCGCAGUGUCUAA
Messenger RNA from Geodia barretti, 6078 nucleotides. NCBI's taxonomy places the organism in Eukaryota, Metazoa, Porifera, Demospongiae, Tetractinellida, Geodiidae. The record is from the annotation of a GenBank genome assembly.